GGCAACAUUGCAAUUGAGGAUAUUCUUGGAGGAUUGAAAAAAUACAGUGUCAAUUUGGAUUAGUCAUUCAAUUCAUCUACAUACAUUUUUAUUACAAUGGAGGGAUUUGAUGAUGCCGGCGUAUUUUUCUCAGAUAACUUUGGGGGCGACCAAAAUGCGGAUGCCCAAAUUAAUUUACAAGCCGUCAAAAAGAAGUACAAGGAGUUUAUUCGUACUUUUAAUGAGGACAAUUUUUUUUAUAAAUAUAGGGACAAUCUAAAACGUAACUAUCUCAAUGGACGCUACUUUCUGGAAAUUGAAAUGGAGGAUGUGAUGGGCUUCGAUGAGACACUGGCAGACAAGUUAAACAAGCAGCCCACUGAGCACUUGCAAAUCUUCGAGGAGGCUGCACGCGAGGUAGCAGACGAAAUAACAGCCCCUCGCCCGGAGCAUGAGGAACACAUGCAUGAUAUUCAAAUACUGUUGAUGUCUAGUGCGAAUCCCACAAAUAUUCGUGAACUGAAGUCGGAUAGUGUAUCUCGUUUGGUCAAAAUUGCUGGAAUAAUAGUGGCUGCUUCGGGCAUUCAGGCUAAGGCGACACGAAUGUCGAUUAUGUGCCGAUCGUGCAGUACUGUUAUACCGAAUCUUAAAGUCAAUCCCGGACUGGAAGGGUAUUCGCUGCCACGCAAGUGCACCACUGAGCAAGCCGGUAGGCCCAAGUGUCCCCUGGAUCCCUUUUUCAUAAUGCCGGACAAAUGUAAAUGCGUCGAUUUCCAAACGAUCAAGCUGCAGGAGCUCCCAGACUUUGUACCACAAGGCGAGAUUCCACGUCAUCUGCAGUUAUUCUGCGAUCGUUCGCUUUGCGAGCGCGUCGUGCCUGGCAACCGCGUGCUUAUACAGGGCAUUUACUCAAUCCGCAAAGUCGGUAAGCCCUCGAGGCAAGAUGGUCGCGAGAAAGCCGUUCUUGGUGUACGUGCUCCAUACAUGCGCGUAGUUGGUAUAACGGUGGACGCUGAGGGAGCCGGAGCCAUUUCCCGUUAUAGCAACAUUACCACCGACGAGGAAGAAACCUUUAGGCGCAUGGCUGCUUCCCCUGAUAUCUACGAUCGUCUUUCGAAAUCAUUAGCACCCAGCAUCUUUGGGUCCAAUGAUAUAAAGAAGGCCAUCACGGCCAUGCUCUUUGGAGGCUCACGUAAGCGCCUUCCAGACGGUCUUUGCCGUCGUGGCGACAUUAACGUCCUACUUCUGGGCGAUCCAGGUACCGCCAAGUCGCAGCUCCUCAAAUUUGUCGAAAAAGUGUCUCCCAUCGGCGUCUAUACAUCCGGAAAAGGUUCUAGCGCAGCUGGUCUAACCGCUUCAGUCAUGAAAGAUCCUCACACGCGUAACUUCGUUAUGGAAGGCGGCGCUAUGGUUCUAGCUGAUGGCGGCGUUGUUUGUAUCGAUGAGUUCGACAAGAUGCGCGAGGACGAUCGCGUUGCCAUCCAUGAGGCAAUGGAGCAGCAAACCAUAUCGAUCGCAAAGGCUGGCAUUACGACCACCUUGAACUCACGUUGCUCAGUGCUUGCCGCAGCCAACUCAAUCUUUGGGCGUUGGGAUGAUACAAAGGGCGAAGAGAACAUUGACUUUAUGCCAACAAUUCUUUCACGUUUCGACAUGAUAUUCAUCGUGAAAGAUGUGCAUGAUGAGGCUCGAGACAUCACUUUGGCCAAACACAUUAUAAACGUUCAUCUUAGCUCCAACAAGUCAGCCCCAUCCGAGCCGGCCGAAGGUGAAAUAUCACUGGCCACGUUCAAGAAGUACAUUCACUAUUGUCGCACUCAUUGCGGUCCUCGACUCAGCGAAGCUGCUGGCGAGAAGCUAAAAAGUCGUUAUGUUUUGAUGCGAAGUGGUGCUGGGCAGCAGGAGAAGUCGGCGGAUAAACGUCACGCCAUUCCCAUUACAGUGCGUCAGCUGGAAGCUGUUAUUCGUAUUUCCGAAUCAUUGGCCAAAAUGCGUUUACUUCCGUUUGCUAUCGAUGAGCACGUGAACGAAGCGCUUCGAUUAUUCCAGGUAUCCACCCUUGAUGCCGCUUCAACGGGUAGCCUUGCUGGGGCAGAAGGUUUCACCACCGAGGAAGACCAGGAAACUCUGAAUCGUAUAGAAAAACAACUCAAGCGACGCUUUGCCAUCGGAUCACAGGUUUCUGAACAAAAUAUUUUACAGGACUUCUUGCGCCAGAAAUACGAGGAGCGCACUGUGAUGAAGGUCAUUCAUACCAUGAUUCGUCGUGGAGAGCUUCAACAUAGAAUGCAGCGGAAGAUGCUAUAUCGCAUAUGCUGAAAGUGUUUCCAUUGUAUUACUUAUAUUGAACUAUUUCAAAAUAUUUAUCCCUUUACAAAUUAUGUUUUUUAAUAAAUUUAGAAAAAAAUAAUUUUA
Messenger RNA from Drosophila innubila, 2394 nucleotides. RefSeq names its product DNA replication licensing factor Mcm5 (gene Mcm5). Gene Ontology annotation, biological process: double-strand break repair via break-induced replication; DNA replication; DNA replication initiation. Lineage: Eukaryota; Metazoa; Arthropoda; Insecta; Diptera; Drosophilidae. Gene Ontology annotation, molecular function: ATP binding; single-stranded DNA helicase activity; 3'-5' DNA helicase activity. The transcript is spliced from 4 exons. Bases 97 to 2298 code for a protein of 733 amino acids. Gene Ontology annotation, cellular component: MCM complex; nucleus. The record is from RefSeq and is a predicted model, not a curated record.